Messenger RNA from Cladocopium goreaui, 1114 nucleotides. NCBI's taxonomy places the organism in Eukaryota, Dinophyceae, Suessiales, Symbiodiniaceae. The record is from the annotation of a GenBank genome assembly.
CUGUUUUUUGCAGAUAGUCGGUCGUUCUUUUGGAAAGAAAUCCAUGAGUCUGACAAAACAUCCUUCAGUAGGUGAGUUCCUUGCGGGAUGUGAAGAGCACGUCAAUCCGUAUCGCCCAGCCCGUUUGGCUCUUUGUCCCAUGGCAGCUGAUGCCGAGAUUUCCGACGUAUCCACUUCCGACACUGCGCGGGAGGGGGACUUUGUGAUUUUGUGGGGAAGCUACACCCAGAUCUUUGGCAUUGUCCUGAAGCACGGGGAGAUCGCUAACAAUCGCUUUGGGAACUUCCACCAUGACGAGAUCAUUGGGCGGCAUUUUGGAAGCAGAGUGAGAUCCCGAAGAGGUGGCUUGUGGUUGGCCCUGCUGCGUCCAUCUCCUGAGUUCAUCACCCAGAGCCUGACGCAUCGUACGCAGAUCGUGUACCACGCGGACAUCUCCCUGCUGCGGGCGCUGCUGGAUGCCCGGCCUGGGCAUAUCAUCUGCGAAGCUGGCACGGGCUCUGGCUCGGUCUCGGCCAGCCUCAGUCGUGCCUUGAGACCCAACGGCAAACUCUACACCUUUGAGUUUCAUGAGGAACGGCAGAAACAGGCCAUGGCAGAUUUUAGCACCUAUGGUGUAUUGGAUGUCGUCGUAUCCCAGCACCGUGAUGUUUGCAAUCAUGGCUUUGGCGAAGAGCUCAAGGGCCAGGUGCACGGUGUGUUUCUAGACCUCCCCGCGCCCUGGGCGGCUGUACCACACGUCACAAAGUGCCUGGUUUUUGGCGGCAAAGUGGUGGCCUUCUCCCCGUGCGUAGAACAGGUGGACAAGACCGCCACCGAACUGCGGCGCAGCGGUUACUUCGACGUGCGAAUGCUGGAGACGUUGGCGACCAAUUGGGGCGUCAAGCGCCAGGACGCCACGAAAAAGAAACGCCGCACGGAAGGCACAACGGGCACAACGGCGGCGCAAGAGGCAGAGGAGGAGGAGCCCAAAGAUGUUCCGAAAACAUCUGGAACUGGAGAGCAAUGGCUCAGCUAUCAGAUGCCAAUGCGUUCGCACACAGGGUAUCUGCUGGUGGCUACUCGAGCUCCUGAUGGUGAUUGAGAUGAGCGGAUCGCGGGCAAAAUGAGUUUCCAG